AUGACCGUCGGGAGCAGUUGGAUAGUUCCGCUCGUUCUGUUGGCGGCGCCGCUGGCCGUCGAGACGGUGAAGCGUGAGGAUUUCAAAACCUGUGAUCAGAUUGCUUUUUGCAAGCAGCACAGAGCUAUAUCAGUGAGACAUGGUUCUCAAAAUCAUCAUAAAUGGAGUCUUCAGGAGCCGACUGGCUAUGAACUGCUUGCUGAUUCAAUCGCCCACAGUGGAGCUGUAUGGAGCGCAAACUUGCAAAACUCGCAGAACACACUGAAGCUCAAAGUCAUUGGAUUGGCGGACUCAACAGUACGCGUUCAAAUCGAUGAACCUGAGACUGCUAUCCGAAAACGAUACGUACCGAAUCCAUCAUUUGUCGCAGUUCCAGAAGAAUUAGCUUUUGAAAGUGUCGAGAAUGGUGCACAGGAAGCAAAAAUCGUUGGAGGCAACAAGAAAGUCAAAGUAGUAGUCAGUUACAAGCCGUUCAUUGUUAACAUUUUCAAUGAAUUGGAUGAGCUCGUCGCUCAAGUCAACAGAGAUGGUAAAUUGAAGGUCGAAGAGUUCCGCACCAAAGAAGAAGGAAAAGAGUAUCCAGAUGGGUUCUGGGAGGAACGAUUCAAGGGUUUCACCGAUCACAAGCAGCAUGGAUCUAGCAGUGUUGGAGUCGAUAUCUCAUUUGUCAACUUCAAAACGGCCUAUGGUCUUCCUGAGCACGCAGACGCCUUUGCCCUUCGGAACACUGUCGGAAAUACGGAUCCAUACCGCCUGUACAAUUUGGAUGUAUUCGAAUAUGAGUUGAACAAUCCAAUGGCUCUCUACGUCUCGAUUCCAUACAUUCUUGCUCAUCGUGCGAAUAGGUCCGUCGGAGCUUUGUGGUUCAACGCUGCUGAAACAUGGGUUGAUACUCAAUCUUCGGUCACAUCGAAAGGCCUUUUCGGGAAAAUGUUUGACAAGGUUGUUGGCGCCGGAGACAAUGUUCCACAUUUUGACGCUCAUUUUAUGUCUGAGUCGGGUCUCGUUGACAUAUUUUUCUUUGUUGGGCCAACUGUGAAAGACGUGCAGCGCCAAAACGCCAAGCUCACCGGAACCACACCUCUCCCACCACUUUUCUCCAUUGGUUAUCACCAGUGCAGAUGGAACUACAACGAUGAGCAAGAUGUUGCAGCUGUUAACAAAGGAUUUGACGAUCAUGAUAUGCCAAUGGAUGUCAUUUGGCUAGAUAUUGAACAUACCGAUGGAAAGAAGUAUUUCACUUGGGAUAAACAUAAGUUCCCAACUCCAAAUGACAUGGUUCAUAAGGUUGCUGAAAACGGAAGAAAAAUGGUCACCAUCGUUGAUCCACAUAUCAAAAAAGACGAUGGAUAUUAUGUUUACAAGGAUGCUAAGGAUAAGGGACUAUUUGUCAAGCGAACUGAUGGAUCAAACUUCGAAGGUCAUUGUUGGCCAGGAGCCAGUGAAUAUUUGGAUUUCUGGCAUCCUGAUACCAGAUCCUACUGGAAGGAUCAGUUCUCGUUCGAUAGAUAUGUUGGAUCCUCAAGCAAUCUUCACAUUUGGAAUGACAUGAAUGAGCCAUCAGUGUUCAGUGGACCUGAAAUCACUAUGGAUAAAGAAUCUAUUCACUACGGAGGAAUCGAACACCGUGAGGUGCACAACAUGUACGGAAUGAUGUAUACUUCUGCUACCUUCGAUGGAUUGAUGGCAAGAACUGGAGGAAAAGAAAGACCGUUCAUUUUGAGUCGUGCUGGAUUCAUUGGAACUCAAAGAACUGCUGCUAUCUGGACUGGAGACAACACUGCUGAUUGGGGACAUCUCGAAAUCGCUGCUCCAAUGACACUCUCGUUGAGCAUUGCCGGAGUCCCAUUCGUCGGAGCUGAUGUUGGAGGAUUCUUCGGAAACCCCGACGAGCAACUUCUCUCCCGUUGGUAUCAAACUGGUGCCUUCCAACCAUUCUUCCGUGCUCAUGCUCACAUUGACACCCGUCGUCGUGAACCAUGGCUCUUCUCGGAACAAACACAAGGAAUCAUUCGUGAAGCAUUGAGAACUCGCUACGCUCUUCUUCCAUACUGGUACACACUCUUCCAGCAGCAUACAGAAACUGGUGUACCACCAAUGAGACCACUCUUCUAUGAAUUCGAGAAUGACGAUUCUUUACUGGAGGAGCAAAAGCAAUGGAUGGUUGGAAACGGAAUCCUCGCAAGACCUGUCGUUGAGAAGGAUACUUUCAAUGUACAAGUCAAAUUGCCGCGUGGAGAACACAAGAACGAGAGGUGGUAUGAAUGGGUGUCUGGAGCCGAGGCUCGUGGAGAGUCGAUUUAUGUGGAUGCUCCAAUAACAUUCACUCCAGUAUACCAAAGAGGAGGAACCAUCAUUCCAACGUGGCAAAGAAUUCGUAGAUCCGCGACACUCAUGAGAGACGAUCCACUCACACUGUUCGUGGCCCUUAACUCUGAAGGAAACUCCAAGGGAGAAAUCUACAUGGAUGAUGGACAAACUCACGAUUACCAGAGUGGAAAAUUUGUCAAGGCCUCAUUCACCUAUAAAAAAGAGAGCAGUACUACCGCAGUUCUCGAGGGAGAGCAUGUUGGUGGAAACUUCGCAGCAAAGAAUUGGGUGGAGAGAGUUGUCGUCCGUGGUGUUGAGAGUUCACCAAAGAAGGUUGAGAUCACCAGAGUCUCCGAUCCAGUCCAGCCAUUGGAAUUCUCGUAUGACCGUGACUCGAAGGUUCUCGUCAUUCGCAAGCCAGAAGCUCUUAUCACUUCCAGCUUCAAAAUCCACGUCGAGUUUUAG
Molecule: messenger RNA, 2775 nt
Organism: Caenorhabditis briggsae
Lineage: Eukaryota; Metazoa; Nematoda; Chromadorea; Rhabditida; Rhabditidae
Exons: 5
Coding region: 1-2775 (924 amino acids)
Biological process (GO): N-glycan processing; carbohydrate metabolic process
Molecular function (GO): carbohydrate binding; alpha-glucosidase activity
Source: RefSeq, a predicted model, not a curated record